AUGACCAUUGAAUUAGAGGAACCUCCGUUGACACAAGACAACUUCCAAGUUGUCAAAGACCUAGUCGCUGGGACCAUGGGGGGUGUUGCUCAAGUGUUGGUGGGUCAACCCUUUGACACUGUGAAGGUGAGGUUACAGCUGGCUCCUGAGGGUACCUAUAACGGGGCAAUGGAUGUUAUCAAAAAAUUGUUGAGUACCGAAGGUCCCGCGGGCUUCUACAAGGGAACAUUGACCCCGUUGAUCGGGGUAGGUGCCUGUGUCUCUGUUCAAUUCUCUGUGAACGAGGGAAUGAAGCGUCAUUAUAAUACGGCUUUGGGAGGUAAACCGUUACUGUUAGCGCAAUAUUUCAACUGUGGUGCUGCUGCAGGAUUUGCUAAUGGAUUUUUGACUGGCCCAAUUGAACAUAUUCGUAUUAGAUUACAAACUCAGACUGGUGCUGUGAAACAGUUCAAUGGACCAGUCGAUUGUGCGAAGAAGUUGUUUCAAGCGGGAGGAAUUUCCGCGAUUUACAAGGGGUUGGGUCCCACUCUCGUAAGGGAAUCAGCUGGCUUGGGUAUCUAUUUUGCUACAUACGAGGCCCUUAUCAACCGCCAGUCUGUCAAGCGUGAAGAAAUCCCUGCUUGGAAGUUGUGUACAUUUGGUGGGUUGCUGGGUUACGCCUUGUGGAUUGCAAUUUAUCCUAUCGAUGUUAUCAAGUCUAAAAUGCAGACCGAUUCGAUUACACUGCCCAAGUACUCCAAUUCCUUCGCAGUCGUACGUGAUCUCAUGAGAACUAGAGGCAUUGCUGGGUUCUACAAGGGUUUUGUGCCAACAAUUUUACGUGCAGCACCCGCAAAUGGCGCAACGUUUGCUGUAUUCGAACUUUUUAUUAGAAUGAUGGGUUAA
Messenger RNA from Diutina rugosa, 885 nucleotides. It is a transcript of the gene YMC1, whose product is annotated as organic acid transporter. The coding region runs from base 1 to 885 and encodes 294 amino acids. Gene Ontology annotation, molecular function: L-ornithine transmembrane transporter activity. The record is from RefSeq and is a predicted model, not a curated record. Gene Ontology annotation, biological process: mitochondrial L-ornithine transmembrane transport. The transcript has a single exon. Lineage: Eukaryota; Fungi; Ascomycota; Pichiomycetes; Serinales; Debaryomycetaceae.